CUCGAAUUGAAAUCACACAAUAGUCUUAUUCGAAAUGAUCAAGCUACAAACCAAAAUACAGUUUUUCUUAUUCGUUUUCACCCUUGGAACAAGGGCUGACAACACCUGUAAAAUAACACAUUUCAAUCAAGUUUCGACAGCCGUAGAAAGAUGCACUGAUAUCAUUAUAUCGAAUUUACUGGUUCCCGGUGGAGAAACCUUGAAAUUGAAUGUCACUAAAGGUACCAAAGUAACUUUCGAAGGUGUUACCACUUUCGAAGUUGCUUACUGGGAUGGACCCUUGCUAGAUUUUUCCGGAGAAGGUUUACUGGUAGAAGGAGCCCCAGGCAGCAUUUUAUACGCUCAAGGUGAAAAAUAUUGGGACGGGCAAGGCGGAGGCGGUGGUGUCAAGAAACCAAAAUUUGUCCAGAUCUCGACAACUGGGGGAUCAAUUUUCAAAAAUAUUUAUUUGUUGAAUUGUCCGUUCUUUUGUGUGGGUAUGCAUGCUUCGGAUUUAACAAUUACGGGAUGGGUAAUUGAUGCUGUGGCAGGAAAUACGCAAGAUGGUUUGAACACCGACGGUUUCGGUGUUGGACAUGCUGAAAACUUGUUAAUCGAAAAUUCCGUUGUGUUAAACCAAGACGAUUGUGUAGUGGUUAAUGGUGGUUCCAAUAUGGUUUUUAGAAACAUCCAAUGUUAUGGUACCCACGGUUUGAGUAUGUCAGUUGGUAGUUUCACUGAUGACAAUACAGAUGGUGGCGUUUUGAAAAAUAUCACUUUCACCGAUUGCUUAGUAGCCGACGGCCUAUACGGGAUACAUUUAAAAACUAAAAAAGGACGUGCGCUUAUAAGCGAUGUCACUUAUAAAAACAUUGCGUUUUCAGGUAUUCAAGAGGAUGGAAUAUACAUCAACCAAGAUUACGGCGAUAUUGGAAAUUAUUCGAGGCAAAUCGAAAUAACUAAUUUGAAAAUGAUAAAUAUAUAUGGGUCCGUACAGGGUGAACUCACCAGACCUGUUCAUAUUGUAUGUAGCGAAAAUAAAUGUUCGAAUUGGACAUGGUCGGACAUUAACAUUUUAGGAACCGGAAGCAGCUAUUGCAAUUUUAUACCAUCCGGAUUUUCUUGUUAAUGCUUAUAAUCAAAUGUGGUUUGAAAUAAAUUCCUAAUUGAUUCUCGUCA
Molecule: messenger RNA, 1158 nt
Organism: Diorhabda carinulata
Lineage: Eukaryota; Metazoa; Arthropoda; Insecta; Coleoptera; Chrysomelidae
Product: polygalacturonase-like
Exons: 4
Coding region: 35-1108 (357 amino acids)
Biological process (GO): pectin catabolic process
Cellular component (GO): extracellular region
Molecular function (GO): polygalacturonase activity
Source: RefSeq, a predicted model, not a curated record